AAUGACCAGGGUCUCUGGCCAGGAAUGGAGGAGAGACGGAUGUCAGAGACUAUGAAUGAGGCAAGGAAGCUGCUUAACAGAUCCCUGGCGAAGAAACCAGCCAGCAAACCAUCUGGGGUCCGUGGGGUGUCGUGGAGGCGCGACGAGACCCUCGACCUGCUUUCCCUCUGGGGGGAGCAGAACGUGCAGGAGGCCCUUCGCAGCUGCCACCGGAACAUCGACUCCUUCGAGAUGAUCUCAAAGGAGAUGAGCAAGCGGGGCCACAACCGCUCUGCCGUGGAGUGCCGGACCAAGGCCAAAGCCCUGCGUCUGGAGUACAAGCGGGUGGUCACGCUCAACAGCCAGAUGGGCAGCAACCGGGCGACCUGCCCGUACUUCGAAGAGCUCCACCGCAUCCUGCGAGGGGACGCUAGCGUGAAGCCCAAGCGGGUGCCUCGCAGCUUGAACGCUCUUCGCAGGCCUGCCGAGCCCCAAAGGCCCCCUCCUAUGCUGCAGGAAGGCUCGGAGCAGCUCCUCAUCUGUGAACUGCCGACCGUCAAGGUGGAGAACAUCGUGGAGGAUGUGCGUUGCUCCACCCCUGCACCUUCAAGAACUGUCAUGAUGGACCCUGCAGGCAGCCGACCCACCCCCCACCCGAAGGAGGAGGCGGAUGAGAUGCCGAUAGAGGAGGCGGCCACACCAGCUCACACAUCUGGGGACGAGGAGCAAUGCGCCAGGACCCCUGAAAGUCCCACAGGGAGUGCUAGAGGAGGCGUGGACGCAGACCCCCAUCCAGCAGAACUCUCCCCUGCCACACGCCUGGCCAACGCGCGCGCCAAGAAGCGCCGCGUUCCCGGCCUCUACAGCGUGGCAGAGCGCAUGAUGGAGCAGUCAAGCCGGGAGCACACCCAGGAGCUGGAGGAGCGCCGCCGGGAGCAUGCAGCGGAGAAGAGGCGGUACGCGGAAGACAUGGUGGAGCGCCGCAGGCAGCACGAGGAGAUGAUGGCGGAGAUGCGGGCGGACAGGGAAGAGGCGCGAGAGGACAGGAGGGUGGUGGAGGAAGCCCUGCAGCGCAACUUCCGCGUCAUGGAAGCCGCCAUGAAGAGCCUGGACAGACUGGGGGAGCUGAUUUUGCAGCAGCAGCAGCACCAGAAGGUGCUAGAGAUUUAA
Molecule: messenger RNA, 1149 nt
Organism: Euleptes europaea (tarantolino)
Lineage: Eukaryota; Metazoa; Chordata; Lepidosauria; Squamata; Sphaerodactylidae
Product: myb/SANT-like DNA-binding domain-containing protein 7
Exons: 6
Coding region: 25-1149 (374 amino acids)
Source: RefSeq, a predicted model, not a curated record